CACACACACCCCCGAAAACACCUCAGAUUACCAAAAUAACAGGAUACGAAAGAAACCCGAUUCAGCCAUUAGAGCUCUCAUGAGAGCUUCGCUCACAAAUCCCAUCUAUCAUCACUGUAACAACAGGAAUCCCCAGAAAAAGAAACCCAACAAUGUCAUCAUCAAAGAAAGAAGCCCUUUUCAUAUUAUCACUCAUAAUUCUCUGGUACUCCUCAAAUAUUGGUGUCCUCCUCUUAAACAAGUUCUUGCUCUCCAAUUAUGGCUUUGUCUUCCCAAUCUUCCUCACAAUGUGUCACAUGACAGCCUGUGCUGUUCUAAGCUACAUUUCAAUUGUUUUCUUGAAAGUUGUUCCCUUUCAAAAGAUCAAAUCUAGGUCUCAGUUCUUGAGGAUUGCAAGUUUGAGCAUUGUGUUUUGUGGGUCUGUUGUUGGUGGAAAUAUUUCCCUUAGGUACCUCCCUGUGUCUUUCAAUCAGGCUGUGGGUGCGACGACGCCAUUUUUUACAGCAUUGUUUGCCUAUUUGAUGACCCUUAAGAAAGAAGCUUGGGUUACAUAUGCUGCGCUUGUACCAGUUGUUGCUGGGGUUGUGAUUGCAAGUGGGGGCGAGCCAAAUUUUCACUUGUUUGGAUUCAUUAUGUGCAUAAGUGCAACUGCUGCAAGGGCCUUGAAGUCUGUUCUUCAGGGUAUUCUACUUUCUUCUGAAGGGGAAAAGUUAAACUCCAUGAAUUUGCUGCUCUAUAUGUCCCCAAUAGCUGUUCUAGUUUUGUUGCCUGCCACAGUUGUGAUGGAGCCCAAUGUGUUGGAUGUCACCAUAUCACUUGGCAUGAAACAUAGAUUCAUGUGGCUACUUCUUUUGGUUAAUUCGGCAAUGGCUUAUUCUGCCAACUUGACCAAUUUCCUGGUGACUAAGCAUACAAGUGCACUAACACUCCAGGUAUUAGGCAAUGCCAAAGGUGCUGUUGCUGUCGUUAUCUCAAUACUCCUGUUUCGAAAUCCAGUCACCUUUGUUGGGAUUGCUGGUUAUUCGUUGACAGUUAUGGGGGUGGUUGCUUAUGGAGAAGCCAAAAGGAGACACAAAUGAUCGAUUACACGACCAUGUUUUUCCUUUUCUCAUUCCAUUGUUACUUUGCCUGCUCAAACAGGCAGCAUAGAGAGAUCCUCAUUUUUUAUGUCAUAGUUGAUU
Messenger RNA from Ilex paraguariensis (yerba mate), 1181 nucleotides. NCBI's taxonomy places the organism in Eukaryota, Viridiplantae, Streptophyta, Magnoliopsida, Aquifoliales, Aquifoliaceae. The record is from the annotation of a GenBank genome assembly.